Messenger RNA from Danio aesculapii, 3107 nucleotides. Its product is annotated as zinc finger protein 865. Gene Ontology annotation, biological process: regulation of transcription by RNA polymerase II. The record is from RefSeq and is a predicted model, not a curated record. Gene Ontology annotation, molecular function: DNA-binding transcription activator activity, RNA polymerase II-specific; RNA polymerase II cis-regulatory region sequence-specific DNA binding. Lineage: Eukaryota; Metazoa; Chordata; Actinopteri; Cypriniformes; Danionidae. Gene Ontology annotation, cellular component: nucleus. The transcript has 3 exons. The coding region runs from base 93 to 2465 and encodes 790 amino acids.
UGAACUGAGGGAGGAGCUACAACCAAAACACGAAAAUUAUUAAAGAAAUCGAAUUAUUCUCAGUAAAUUCUUCGGUUAAAACAGGUGCUACUAUGGAAGUCUUGCCAUUUGAGGAGGUGGAGCGUGUUGUUGGUCCCAGAAAGAAACUGCAGCAGAAAGCUCUUUACAUUCAGAACUCAGAGUAUUACAACAACCUCAUCUCAACAUAUUACAGCUUCUCUGAAGACUCCAGUGAUGAGGAGGUAUACAAAAUACCACUGGCGGCUAGUGAGAAAAGCUCUGUGUGCUGUGUUUGUGGAGACAACAUCCCCUUCCUGGAUAAACUGAUAGAGCACUUUAAGACACACACAGCGGUGGUGUAUUGUCACCUGUGUCAGACAAAGUUUGGCCGUGUAAUGUCACUAGCGUUGCACUUAAAAAAUGCCCACACAAAGGACUGUCAUUUAUGUGAUGUCUGCGGAGCUCUCUUUAGUUGCACAUGGCAUCUCAAUGGGCAUAUAGGAAUGCAUCAGAAAGACAACAUGAAGGUAAAACCUGUUGUUAAAACCGAGGAGACUGAAGCAGUUAGCAUCGCCAAGACUUCAAGCUGCAUUGAUUUGAAAAGAGUAAUCUCAAUGGAUCAUGCAUAUUUUGACUCGGAACAAAAUGUGGCAAGCAACACGUCCAGUCGCUUGCAGAAACAGACUGAUAGUGAAACAAACUCCAUCGAUGAAACCCUACACAUCAAAACAGAACCUGAAAGUUUCCCUCUUGAUGAAGAGAAACAAAAUGACACCUUCAGCUCUUCCUCCUUUCAGAACCAAACACAAACAGAGCACCUUAGUUCUGGACUAAAGCAGGAGAAUGACAAUGAGGUUGAAGACGUGUCCGUUUACAAGGUGGUCGCAGAGGAGGUCAUUGGCCUGACAGGGGAUGGAGAGAGUACAGACUCUGAUGAAGAUGCCAACCCUGACUCGCUGCCCCCAGGUGACACUGCAUACAAUCCAGAUGAGGACUUCAGCUCAGAUUCUGAUUAUAAUGAGUCUUGCAGAUCUCUGCAAAAGAGACUGAAGCCACAGACGCCUGACAAGAAAGCAUCUGUGAAUGCGAAUCUGGAUUUGAAUGGCAUUGAGAAGAAAUUUGGCUUUCAGUCCGAUUCCCCCUUUUGCUGCUAUGGCAAAUUCGCCAAUUUGGGAAAGCACAUGGAUGAUUGCAGUAAGAAAACGAUGUGGUCCUGUUGCCUGUGUAAGGUAGCAUGCGAGAAUGAAGAGUCGCUCUUAAAGCACAUGACCGAAAAACACCCUAAGACUUCGUAUAUCUGCUCGGCCUGCCACAAAGUUUUCCCUAGACAGGAAAAUUUCAAAAAUCAUGUGUGUUUGAAACCUAGAGGCAACAUGGUCACCCCACUAACCCAGUUACCCAACAUGCCUUUGUCUUAUAGCAGCAAUCAGGGAAAGCCCCUUGCCUCUGCUUUGCACACCAAUCAGAGCACAGUUAACAUUCUUAACUUUAUUCCAGCACUUAACAACGUUUCCACUGAUCCUCCACGUCCAGUGACAUCCUUGGGGUCAACAGAAGCUCUGACGCUGCACCAACUGCUUCAGACAACUCCUGCGGUCAAUCCUAAAGUAACUAAUUUGGUUCCACAAGUUGUGGCUGUCCCACAAACUCUUGUGAGGCCCAGUUUUGCACCUAGUUUAUUUGUUUCCCACCCAAACAUUCCCGUUCCUACACCUUCAGUAGUGCGUCCCUUGUUGUUGAAUCCAUCGAGGUUGACCAUUCGUAUCCCUACGCCUUCCAGUCGUCCUCUUCCAAUUGUCGUUUCUUUUUCCCCCAAUGUGAACACUUCUACACCUGCUCUGGUAUCCUCAAGCAGGACUGUUCUUAGACAAACGCCUGUGCCUACGAUUAGACCUAUACCUGUGAACAUCCCGCCGGUCACCUCAGUUGCCUGUCCUACCCUGGUGAGCGCUCUUACCAGGAAUAACCAAUCUCAGGUUUAUCCUGCCCAGAUUCAGGCUCCGUUACGAAUAGUGGGCAUGUACAUGAACCACAUGGCUCUGCAAAAGCCUCUCGAGCAGAGCUGGAGCUCCAAGACCAUCUUCCCCUGUCGUCACUGUGGUGCUGUUUCCAGACAACCGUCGCUGAGGGUCCGCCAUCGCUACCUUCACCGUGGAUCAAGGUUAUACAGGUGUCAGUGUGGAAGGUCUUUCCAAAGGCAGCUGCAUCUGCUGAGGCAUCAGGUCCAGCAUGCGGAGUCGGUUCAGUUUGUCUGCACGUGGUGUGGAAAUACGUUCAAAGGGGCACAUAAACUGACCUCCCACAAACGGAAGCAUAGAAAAGGUAGGCGGCAAACAAAGAAGAAAUGCAAGGUGGUCUUUGACUGUAGUUGUGGACAGAUAUUUGCAAGGCCGUCCGCGUUGUUGUGGCAUAUGCUUAAAAACACAAAACACACUGGAAAACACUCAAAACCUGUCACUGUUUGAAUUGUUUGAAUAAAUGAGAUGAAAGUAAUAAUUGAAACACUUCCCGUCAACUGGAACUUUUUUUUUUUACUUGAUUAAUCUUUGAAAAACACUUUCAUUGUUGAGUGGUCAAUGGUGGUGGAUCUAAUACAGUUUAUUUAAGACUUGACAUGAGCCGAUGGCCAAAUACGUGACACUUUAAUCACUAAGUUUGAAAGAAAUGUGAGCACUGCUAUAAUUUAGAUAGUUGGUGAAUCUAUAGAAUAUUUUUUUACUGGUCAAAAAUUUAGACUACUGAAAGAAUUCUGACUAAUAAUAUUUUAUGCAAGUUCAUAUUUUUAUUGACCAAAGAAAAAUACAACACAAUUUUCUUCAUUUUUAUAGGUGUUUUGUGUCAUACAUCAGUGAUUGGUUCUAACUCUUUUGUAAUAAAAACUGUACAUAAAUACACAGAGACAUUUGUCUCUUGCUUUUUUUUCAGGCUUACUCAUCCUCUAUAGUUGGGAAAACACAAAGUUGCGUUAACAUGAGAUGGCUUUAUUAAAAUGUGCAAAAAUAAUGCUGUAAACGUUUUUCAGUCAUUUCCCCAUCAUUGUUCUUGUAGUUUUCACAAUAGAACACGCAAAACUGAAUUCCUGAUCAACUUAUCUGGAAUCUAAAGCA